AUGACACUUCACGACGUAAUGGAUCGGGAAACCAUGCCUCGCAAGCUCUGGGAGCAUCCCAACCCCAAGGAGACGGAAAUGUGGCAGUUUAUGCAAGACUGCAACGGCCGCUUCGGCUUAAACAUGCAGAGCUUUGAGGAACUAUACGCCUGGUCCUGCGCCAAGCGUGCCGACUUUUGGGGCGCCGUCUGGGACUCGCAGCGCACCAUCCACGAGGGCACCUAUACGCGCGUCGUGGACGAGGCCGUCCCCAUCGACGGCCUGCCGCGCUGGUUCGACGGCGUGCGGCUCAACUUUGCAGAGAACUACCUCUACAAGCGCAGCGGCGAGCACGGCCCGGGAACGCGCGGCACCUUGGAUAAAGAUGACGACAAGAUCGCGCUGACCGAGGUGCGCGAGGGUGGCGGCGAGGCCCGCGACGUGACGUGGCGCCAGCUUCGGCACGAUGCGGGACGCCUGGCAGCGGCCAUGGAGGCGCGCGGCGUGCGCAAGGGGGAUCGCAUCGUGGCCGUGGGUGCGAAUUCGUACACGACGUUGCUCGUCUUCCUGGCGGCGACGUGGCUCGGCGGGCUGUUUAGCAGCAGCUCGACCGACAUGGGCAUCAAUGGCCUGCUGCAGCGGACGACCCAGAUCAACCCCAAGUUUGUCUUUUUCGACGAUGGCGCCCUGUACAACGGACACAUCAUCGACCUCCGCGACAAGAUGGCCGGCAUGCUGCAGGGCCUCGUCGCCGAGUGCAGCGCCUUCGAGUCCAUGGUUGCCAUUCCGCGCUUCGCCGGCAGGCCCUACGACACCUCGAAUCUCGCCCGCGUCGAGCGCUGGGAGUCGUUCCUCGCGGCCGGCGCCUCGGCCGCCUUCCCGCCCGAGUUUGUGCGCGUCGGCUUCCAGGACCCCAUGGUGGUGUACUACUCGUCGGGCACGACGGGCGCGCCCAAGGCCAUUGUGCACGGCGUCGGGCCGAUGCUGCUCGCGGGCCACAAGGAGGGCUUCCUGCACCGCCGCAUGGCGCCCGACGACGUCAUGCUGCAGUAUACGACGACGGGCUGGAUCAUGUACAUGGCGGGCGUCGGCGCGCUGAUUGGCGGCGCCAAGUCGAUCCUGUACGACGGUAGCCCGCUCAAGCCCGACGUCGGCGUGCUCGUGCGGCUCGUGGCGAGAUACAAGGCUACGAUUCUCGGCGUGAGCCCCCGGUGGAUGGCGGAGCUCAUGAAGAACGGUCUGGCGCCGCGCGACAUGGCCGACGUCUCGACGCUCAAGAUUGUGACGUGCACGGGCAUGGUGCUCCCGGAGCAGACGUUUGACUGGUUCUACGAUGUUGGCUUCCACAAGCACACCCAGCUGGCCAACAUAAGCGGCGGUACUGAUAUUGCUGGCUGCUUUGUCAUGGAGAACCCGCUGAACCCUCUGUACCGCGGCGGAUGCAUGGGCGGCUCCCUCGGCGUCCCGAUUGCCGUCUACGACCACGACAUGGACGACGGCAGCGACGGCCGGCCCGUCGCCCCGGGCACCUCGGGCGACCUCGUCGCCACGGCCGCGUUCCCCAACACGCCACUCUACCUCUGGAAUGACGGCGCCACGGCUGCAGCCCCGGGACCCAAGUACAAGGCCGCCUACUACGAGCGCUUCAACCACGUCUGGGCGCAGGGCGACUUCUGCCAGGUCCACCCCGCGACGGGCGCCGUGUUGAUGCAGGGCCGCUCCGACGGCGUGCUGAACCCGAGCGGGAUCCGCUUCGGGAGCGCCGACAUCUACGCCGUGCUGGAGAAGCACUUUGCCGCGCACGUCGCCGACAGCAUCUGCGUCGGGCAGCGCCGGCCGGCGGACAUGGACGAGCAGGUGCUGCUCUUCGUGCUGAUGAAGACGCCUGGGUCGCUGAGCAAGGUGCUCGUCAAGGAGAUGCGCGAUACGAUUGCAAAGGCGCUGACGAAGCGGCAUGUGCCCAAGUACAUCUUUGAGAUUCCCGAGAUUCCGACGACUGUCAAUGGGAAAAAGGUAGAGCUGCCGGUCAAGAAAAUCAUCUGCGGAAAGACAGUGAAGCCGAGCGGCACGCUGCUGAACCCAGAAAGUCUCGACUAUUUUUACCGGUUCCAGAGGAUUGAAGACUUGACGGAGCCGCAGGCCAAGCUGUAG
Akanthomyces muscarius is the source of this 2130-nucleotide messenger RNA. RefSeq lists its product as uncharacterized. Lineage: Eukaryota; Fungi; Ascomycota; Sordariomycetes; Hypocreales; Cordycipitaceae. Bases 1 to 2130 code for a protein of 709 amino acids. Gene Ontology annotation, molecular function: acetoacetate-CoA ligase activity. The transcript has 6 exons. Gene Ontology annotation, cellular component: cytosol. The record is from RefSeq and is a predicted model, not a curated record. Gene Ontology annotation, biological process: lipid metabolic process.